Messenger RNA from Symbiodinium necroappetens, 1478 nucleotides. Lineage: Eukaryota; Dinophyceae; Suessiales; Symbiodiniaceae. The record is from the annotation of a GenBank genome assembly.
GCGUCACCGACUUAGCUGUGGAGAAGGGUUGGUGGCAUCCCUCCGAAGCGAAGUUCCCAGGUGUCUUCGACUUCUUCGGUGCAUACGGCUAUCAGCCGACCGCAGAGAACACGGCUAUUGAGGACAUCGCCAGCAUCAGGAACCUCAUGGCCUACUACAGUGGCCGGCGCAUGUGGCGCAUCUUUUCCCUUCUCAGCCCAAGUGAAGGUGAGAAGCUGGAUCCGAACUUGGGAAAUCUGCCCAAGACCAAGAAUCCAUACCCGCCCUCGGUGCCAGCACCGCGUGGCUCUGUGACUCGAUCGAUGGUCAUGAACGCCCUGCGCGACCACUACGAGGGCACGCCUUACGACCUGACGAAGGGCAUGGCUGCCGGGCCGCAUGGGACGCCCAACCGGGGGCCCAUCACGGGCAUCAAGGGGCAGUGGGAGCGAGCCAUCUCGAUGUUCCGCACGGCAUAUUCGUAUGUGUUGGAGAUUCGGCCAAACCGGCGGAGCAUCACAUGGUUUGGCUAUGACGCUGCGCACGGCACGGCGUGGAUGCCGUUCUAUGGCUCCUCACCCAUCCCAGCGCCGCAGAUGUACACUGCGCACGGCCUGAACAUGUCCACUUUCAACACGGACGCAGCUUGGUGGGCAUUCAACCUCGUCAACCAGUACUCCGACAUCAACUUCCAGCUGCCUGUCAGGCUCAUCAACGGCGAGGCCCGCGCGAAGGCCGGCGAGAUCGAGCUGGAGGCGGCGAAGCUGGUGAAGGUUUGGGAGGCAUCCAUCGACAGCUCCGGCGAGGAGGAUGAUCUUGCUAUACUGGCGGCCAAGACCAAUGCAUACGCAGAGGUGAAGGUCCAGGAGUGGUGGAAAUUCGCCUGGUACCUCAUCGCCAAGUAUGGCCGGCAGGUUGUCACAUACAACGAGUCCAGCGUCGGAGGUGUCAACUACACCGGGCAGAUCUAUCCGCAGUGGUGGCUGCAAAGUCCGGAUGUGGGGUUCACGACCUGGUCUCCGAAGGGCCCUUGGAUUGGCGUUCCGGACAUCGGGUGCGCUGCGCCAACACAGCUAUCUCUGCAGAGCAACCACACUUGGGCCGUCCUGGCCCUGGUACCCCUGGCUUACUUCGCCGGGCUCUGGCAUGGCAGACGACCAAAGGUCGCCGAGGGCUAUUUGGCCCUGGAGGAGGAGCACCAGCAGCAGGAGGACGAGGAGGAGGAGGAGGAGCAGAAGCAGAUAGUGUGGAAUGUGAUCGGGUUGAUGAUCAUCGUCACCUUCGGGUCUUCUCUGGACAUCGUCGCUAUCCAAGCCGAGAUGGCUGGGCAGAAGAUCGUGAAGUGGAUGCAGAAAGACCGGGUCUGGAUCGACUUUGCGCGGAAAAGGCUUGUGACUAUUGGUGUUGGCAACUUGGUCAGUGGCCACCCGGCAGCUGACUUUCAGGGUUUGGGCUUAGUUGGGGUAGAGUUGAAAUAUGCAGACGGCUUAGUUCGGUAG